CUGGACUCGCGCGAGGUGACCCGGAAGCGGUUGUCAGGCGCCACCGUGCGUAUCAGCUCCCUUUUCCGGCCGGCGUGUUGGCGAGUGGAGUGUCUGCCGCGUUCGGGCCUUCACCAUGAGUGUCCCGGCCUUCAUCGACAUCAGUGAGGAAGAUCAGGCUGCAGAGCUUCGAGCUUAUCUGAAGUCUAAAGGAGCUGAAAUUUCAGAAGAGAACUCAGAAGGGGGACUUCAUGUAGAUUUAGCUCAGAUUAUUGAAGCCUGUGAUGUGUGUCUGAAGGAAGAUGAUAAAGAUGUUGAAAGUGUGAUGAAUAGUGUGGUAUCCCUCCUAUUGAUCUUGGAGCCAGAAAAGCAGGAAGCUCUGAUUGAAAACCUCUGUGAAAAGCUGGUCAAAUUUCGGGAAGGUGAACGCCCAUCUCUGAGACUGCAGUUGCUAAGCAACCUUUUCCAUGGAAUGGAUAAGAAUACUCCAGUAAGAUACACAGUAUAUUGCAGCCUCAUUAAAGUGGCAGCGUCCUGUGGGGCCAUCCAAUAUAUUCCAACUGAGCUGGAUCAAGUUAGAAAGUGGAUUUCUGACUGGAACCUCACCACUGAAAAAAAACAUACCCUUUUAAGACUACUUUAUGAAGCACUUGUGGAUUGUAAGAAAAGUGAUGCUGCUUCAAAAGUCAUGGUCGAAUUGCUAGGAAGUUACACGGAGGACAAUGCUUCCCAGGCUCGAGUUGAUGCCCACAGGUGUAUUGUACGAGCAUUGAAAGAUCCAAAUGCAUUUCUUUUUGACCAUCUUCUUACUUUAAAACCAGUCAAGUUUUUGGAAGGAGAGCUUAUUCAUGAUCUUUUAACCAUAUUUGUGAGUGCUAAAUUGGCAUCAUAUGUCAAGUUUUAUCAGAAUAAUAAAGACUUCAUAGAUUCACUUGGACUAUUACAUGAACAAAAUAUGGCAAAAAUGAGACUACUUACUUUUAUGGGAAUGGCAGUGGAAAAUAAAGAAAUUUCUUUUGAUACAAUGCAACAGGAACUUCAAAUUGGAGCUGAUGAUGUUGAAGCAUUUGUUAUUGAUGCAGUGAAAACAAAAAUGGUCUACUGCAAAAUCGAUCAAACCCAGAGAAAAGUAAUUGUCAGUCAUAGCACACAUCGGACUUUUGGAAAGCAGCAGUGGCAACAACUGUAUGACACACUCAAUGCCUGGAAACAAAACUUGAACAAAGUGAAAAACAGCCUCCUGAGUCUUUCUGACACCUGAACUUUUAUGCUAUAAUUUUCUUUUGCGGAAAAAUAUCUAAAUGAUAGUAAAACAUUAUAAGCUGAAAUCUGA
Molecule: messenger RNA, 1312 nt
Organism: Phyllostomus hastatus (greater spear-nosed bat)
Lineage: Eukaryota; Metazoa; Chordata; Mammalia; Chiroptera; Phyllostomidae
Gene: EIF3M
Product: eukaryotic translation initiation factor 3 subunit M
Exons: 11
Coding region: 116-1240 (374 amino acids)
Biological process (GO): cytoplasmic translational initiation
Cellular component (GO): eukaryotic translation initiation factor 3 complex; cytoplasm
Molecular function (GO): translation initiation factor activity
Source: RefSeq, a predicted model, not a curated record